Nothobranchius furzeri (turquoise killifish) is the source of this 4995-nucleotide messenger RNA. RefSeq names its product inactive phospholipase C-like protein 2. Lineage: Eukaryota; Metazoa; Chordata; Actinopteri; Cyprinodontiformes; Nothobranchiidae. Gene Ontology annotation, molecular function: phosphatidylinositol-4,5-bisphosphate phospholipase C activity. Gene Ontology annotation, biological process: phosphatidylinositol-mediated signaling; release of sequestered calcium ion into cytosol; lipid metabolic process. The record is from RefSeq and is a predicted model, not a curated record.
ACGAGACAUACACAACUUUGUUCCCUGGAAACGGCUCUUCUUGGUGACGGACUGCCGAAUAGUAGCAACUCAACGCGGAUUAAACCGCCUCAAAACUUCACAGGAUAACCACCCGCCGUCGCGAAUCACAUGGAGGGGGGGUGUUAGUUAGUUAGUGAGCUGCUGCCGGCCGCAGGUUAAAGUUAGUGGUGAAAACUAACUUCAGUCAGCGACUGAGCUUUGCUAGCAGGCUAACUAAUUAGCUGAGUUGACAGAAACCGAAGGUUAGGCAGGCAGUCUGCCUCCCCUCCCUCCCUGUUGCAGUAGCAACUUAAAAAAGGAGGUCGGUCCGUGGCUAUGUGGAGACCAGGCAGCUCUAAAGAGCACAAUGCACGGAGGAAGCCCCUCAUUCCGUAGGAACCUGGCGGAUAGGUGCACCGGGAGAUGAAACGGCACAGUCUGGAGGCUACGAGCCAGUAGGGCGGGCAGGGUAUUAGAGCCAAGUCGAAACCUUGAAGCUUUGCUACCCAGCGGUGUGUGUGUGUGAGAGAGAGAGCGUGUGUGUGUGGUCGAAGUGCCUAUGGCGGAGUUUGGGGAGGACGGAAGGCUGCCUCCAGUAAAUCUCGGGGACACGGCCGUGCCCAGCGACGACGCUGCGGGCAGGACGCAUUGCGAAGAGGCGGUUCUGAAUGGAGACUGUGGGAUUUCAGACAACAUGGUCGGUUCGGGAUCCCUGGUCACACCUGGUGGCCGAAGCGGAGUGGAAAACGCCUCAGUGGGAAUGGAUGCCAAAUCAGAAAUACCACGCAGGAGCAGCAUCAUUAAGGAUGGACGACAGCGUAAGGAAAGAAAGAAAACUGUAUCAUUCAGCAGCAUGCCUGCUGAGAAGAAGAUCAGCAGUGCCAGUGACUGCAUCAAUGCAAUGGUCGAUGGCACAGAGCUGAAGAAAGUACGAUCUAAUUCACGUGUUUAUCAUCGCUACUUCCUCCUCGAUGCUGACAUGCAAUCUUUAAGAUGGGAGCCGACAAAGAAGGAGUCCGAAAAGGCAAAAAUUGAUGUUAAGUCCAUCAAGGAGGUUCGGACGGGUAAAAAUACGGACACUUUUAGAACUAACGGCACCUAUGACCAGAUAUCAGAGGACUGUGCUUUUUCAAUCAUUUUUGGAGACAAUUAUGAGUCCCUGGACUUGGUGGCAAACACAGCAGAUAUAGCGAACAUAUGGGUAACAGGGUUGAGGUACCUGAUCUCAUAUGGGAAUCAUACCUUAAAUAUGAUUGAGAGCAGUCAGAACAACUUGCGCUCAUCUUGGCUAAGUGACCUGUUUGACAAGGAAGAUGUCAACAACAGCAAACAAAUAGCAAUAUAUGCUGCUGUGCAGCUUAUCAAGAAACUUAACCCUGGACUUAAAAAUGUGAAAAUAGAACUAAAACUCAAGGAGGUUCACAAAGCUAAGGACAAAGUCAGCUCUGAUGUCACAAAAGAGGAGUUUGUUGAAGUAUUUCAUGAUCUUUGCACCAGACCAGAGAUUUAUUUUCUGUUUGUUCAGUUCUCCAGUAACAAGGAAUUUCUUGAUUCCAAGGACUUGAUGAUAUUUCUAGAGGCGGAGCAGGGAAUGGCACAGGUCAGUGAAGACACCAGCUUAGACGUCAUCCAGAAGUUUGAGCCAUCUAAAGAGGGGCGACUCAAGGGUUGGCUUUCCCUAGAUGGGUUUUCUAAUUAUCUCAUGUCUCCAGAGUGCCACAUUUUUGACCCUGAGCAAAAAUCGGUCUGCCAAGACAUGAAACAGCCUUUGUCUCACUACUACAUCAACGCAUCCCACAAUACAUACCUGAUAGAAGAUCAGUUCAGAGGGCCCUCUGAUGUGACGGGCUAUAUCCGUGCCCUUAAGAUGGGCUGUCGCUGUGUGGAGCUGGAUGUAUGGGAUGGGCCUGAUAACGAACCUGUCAUUUACACUGGCCACACUAUGACCUCACAGAUAGUUUUUCGCAGUGUCAUUGAUGUCAUCAACAAGUAUGCCUUUGUUGCCUCAGAGUUUCCACUGAUACUGUGUUUAGAAAAUCAUUGUUCCUUACAGCAGCAAAAAGUCAUGUUUCAGCAUCUGAAGAAGAUCCUUGGUGACAAGAUGUAUGUAGAUUCUCCAAAACCUGAGGACUGUUACCUGCCAUCUCCCUCUGAAAUGAAGGGAAAGAUCCUACUGAAGGGUAAGAAACUGGACACAAACUGCAGCAAUUCAGAGGGAGAGGUGACCGAUGAAGAUGAGGGUGCAGAGAUGUCUCAGAAGAUGAGUAUCGAAUCUACAGAACAGCAGACAAUUGCACACAAAAAAUUCCAGCUUCUUAAGGAUCUCUCUGAUCUUGUGACAUUGUGCAAGUCCAUAGAGUUCAAAGACUUCCCUACAUCUUUCCAGAACCAGAAACCCUGGGAACUUUGCUCUUUCAAUGAGGUCUUUGCUUCUCGCUGUGCCUGUGACUUCCCGGGUGAUUUUGUUAACUACAACAAAAAGUUUUUGGCACGAGUUUACCCGAGUCCAAUGCGGAUCGACUCUAGCAACAUGAACCCACAAGAUUUCUGGAAGUGCGGCUGCCAGAUUGUAGCAAUGAACUACCAGACUCCCGGCCUGAUGAUGGAUUUAAACAUUGGUUGGUUCCGUCAAAAUGGUAACUGUGGAUAUGUGCUUCGUCCUGCCAUCAUGAGGGAGCAGGUCUCAUAUUUCAGUGCCAACACAAAAGAUUCAGUGCCAGGUGUUUCUCCACAACUCUUGCACAUCAAAAUAAUCAGUGGGCAAAAUUUCCCCAAACCCAAAGGCUCAGGUGCCAAAGGAGACGUGGUGGAUCCCUAUAUGUAUGUGGAAAUACACGGCAUUCCUGCAGACUGUGCUGAACAAAGGACUAAAACGGUUCACCAAAAUGGAGACAAUCCCUUGUUUGAUGAGAGCUUUGAGUUUCAAAUUAACCUCCCUGAACUGGCAAUGGUGCGCUUUGUGGUGCUAGACGACGACUUUAUUGGUGAUGAAUUCAUUGGCCAGUAUACGAUACCUUUUGAGUGUCUGCAACCAGGUUUUCGUCACGUACCUCUGCAGUCUCUGACUGGAGAGGUUUUGCCAAAUACCCUGUUGUUUGUUCAUGUGGCCAUAACCAAUCGAAGAGGAGGUGGCAAACCACACAAAAGGGGGCUAUCUGUACGAAAAGGCAAAAAGUGUAGAGAGUAUGCCAGCAUGAGAGUGCUUCAGAUCAAAGCUGUUGAUGAUGUCUUUAAAACAGCCCUGCUUCCACUGAGGGAAGGAACAGACCUCAGAGAAAACAUGCAGAAUGCCAUAGUGUCCUUUAAAGAGCUGUGUGGCCUUUCAGCGGUGGCUAACCUGAAGCAGUGCAUCUUGGCUCUUUCCCCUCGGCUGACCGGACCUGACAACAACCCCCUUCUGCUGUUCAGCCUCACUGAUCAGUAUCCUAAUUUAGAGCCCCAAGGUUUGCUACCAGAGGUCCUCAAGAAAGUCACCAGCACUUACGACAUGGUGAUCCAGACAAGCAAAACCCUGCUGGAGAGCUGCGAUAGCGUCUAUGACAGAAUUCUGCAAACUCAAAAAGCAGCCAUGGAGUUUCAUGAGAACCUGCACGACUUGUCUGUGAAGGAGGGCUUGAAGGGCCGGAAGCUGCAAAAGGCGGUGGAGAGCUUCACCUGGAACAUCACCAUCCUGAAGGGCCAGGCAGACCUACUGAAACAUGCCAGGAGUGAAGUCCAGGAGAACCUGAAGCAGAUCCACUACGCAGCUCUCACCUGUAACCUGAGUAAAGGAGGAGCAGGGGGCGGCUCCGCCGAGGCUAGGAGCAGACGCAGCCUGGAGGCCAUCCCGGAAAAGGCCCUGGCGGAGGAGGAGCUCACCGACGAGGACGGCUAGAGCUCCCGGUGCUUAACUAUGUUCUCAAACUCCAGAGUUCUUCUGUCCAUCGAUUCGUUGUUCUUCAUCUUUGGCUGGGAGCCAUUGCUCCACAUUCCAUCACAGACAUUCCUGAACCCAAAGCACAUUUUAGCCAGUACGACACCCGACUUCUCCAGGCUGAAGCUCAGAGAUCUAAGGACCUGCAUCACCUCCAAGGCUUCACCGUUCCCAAACACGAAAUGAGGAUGAAACUGUUCCCGUUGCUCCUGUCUCCUCGGGAUGUGCGGAGUGAACUGUGGCCGUGAGACUUCCACUCAGAGGAGCAGCCUUCUCCAGGCUGAAAGGACUCGGAUUGAUGCAGAGGAUGUUUUCAAAAAGCACAAUUUUCUGAGCUAUGAAUGUAACGGGACUCAUGAUUAGGAACAAAAAUCCUGGAGCUGUUUACUAAACCGGACGCAUUCAUGUUCUCUGCCAAAAUGACCCAAUCUUCUGUGUAAAUAUAGACUUCCUGUUACCUUUUAUCUGCAGCGUGCGUCAGUUUAAUAAUGUAUACUUGGAAAUAUGAGAUUUAUUUUAUAAAAGAUAUAUGAACAUGUCUGUGGUGAAGAAAUUUUAUUUGUGUGGAGACCGGCUCGGACUUCCAAUAUGAGGGAAUGUUUUUAUCCAUAAAGUCUCAGUAUUCCCAACCAGCAGCUGCAGGGAGAAGAUCGGGGAAGGGGUGAUGACACGUUUUGAUGAGAAAUGUUCCUCGUUUAUUUCCUUUUUUUUUUUUCUGAGGCGAUUUUCACCAAAGUCAGUUCUGUUGGAGCUUUUCUACUGUAAACAGGGUUUCUGGGUCCUAACCAACGUGUUUGUUUACUCCGGAUUUUACUGAACUUAACAAGAAACUGGUUUGAUUCAUUUGAAGGAAAUGUUUUGUUUAGAUUUUGUUUAUUAAAAACAUCAUGCCAUUUUGUGUUUAAACAUAGUCAUGUGAUCGUCUGACGUGUUUGGAUACUAGGAGCUGUUGGAGUGGUUUGGAGGAAAUGCUGCCUUUCUGAUCAAAGCAACACAUUUUUAUCAAAUUUAACUGGCAAAGUUAAAGAAAAAUGUCACGUUUCAGCUUUUAAUUUGGCAAAUAAUAAAGUAUCUCAAACAUU